CUCUCCAGCUCCUUCACCCUCACGCCCCAUUGUGCCUCUCUCGACCCAUGGCCAUUGGGAGCUGACCGCCCCCACCCACGCUCCCUCCCGGGGGGGGGCUGCGGAUGGGGGUCCUGCCCCCCUAGAUGCCGCCCCCCUCCGCAUGGCUCCGGCCCCCACCCCCGGCUUCUCCUAGCGGACCGGAGACACAAUGGUGGCCCGCAGCACGGACAGUCUGGACAGGACGGGGGAUGGGCCGCUCCGCCCUCUGGGGAACACAGCCGCCAGUGUCAAGGGGAAAGCCCCCAAGAGGCUGUCCAUCACCCGAGCCCAUUUCCCCAAGCUGGCUGAAUGCGCCCACUUCCACUACGAGGCCGUGGACUUUGGACACAUCCAGCUCCUGCUGGCCUCCGAGCAAGGGGAGGGGCUGCCCGGUACCCUGGGGGACAGGGAGCUGCUCUUCAUCGUCCAGGUCACCUGCCGGGGGAAGACAUGGCCUGUUCACCGCAGCUACGAGGAGUUCUGCAGGCUGGACGGGCACCUGCACUGCUGCAUCUUCGACCGCCGCUUCUCCCAGCUGCCCGAGCUGCCACCGCCCUGCCAGGCCCGGGGACAGGCUGAGAUGCUGGCCCCUGUCCUGCGGCAGUACCUGGAGAAGCUCUCGGCCAUUGUGGACAGCAACAUUAACUGCGGGCCUGUCCUCACCUGGAUGGAGAUCGAUAAUCAUGGCAACCGGCUGCUGGUGAACGAGGAGGCCUCGAUCAAUGUCCCGGCCAUUGCGGCCGCCCACGUCAUCAAGCGCUACGCGGCCCAGGCCCCUGACGAGCUGUCCUUCGAGGUCGGGGACAUUGUGUCGGUAAUCGACAUGCCCCCCAAGGAGGAGGUCAGCUGGUGGCGAGGAAAGCACGGCUUCCAGGUCGGUUUCUUCCCCAGCGAGUGUGUUGAGCUCUUCCCGGACCGCCUGGCGCCAGAGCUCAAAGCAGACACAGAUGGGACAGGCGCCAGCAUCCCUGGGGUCCUCACGCCUCAGGGGCCCCUCUCCCCCACGUUGGUGUGUAAGAAGCACGGGAAGCUCCUCGGUUUUCUUCGCACCUUCAUGAAGUCACGGCCCAGCAAGCAGCGACUGAAGCAGCGCGGGAUCCUGCGUGAGCGCGUCUUCGGCUGCGACCUGGGGGAGCACCUCCUGAACUCGGGGCAUGACGUUCCCCAGGUCCUGCGCUGCUGCUCAGAGUUCAUUGAGAAGCACGGCAUGGUGGACGGGAUCUAUCGCCUCUCGGGCGUCGCCUCCAACAUCCAGAAGCUGCGGCACGAGUUCGACAGCGAGCGGGUGCCGGAGCUGGGCCGGGCGACCUACCUGCAGGACAUCCACUGCGUGAGCUCCCUGUGCAAGCUCUACUUCCGCGAGCUGCCCAACCCGCUGCUCACCUACCAGCUCUACCACAAGUUCGCGGAAGCUGUGGCGGUGCCCGGCGAGGAGGAGCGCCUGGUGCGGGUGCAUGACGUCAUCCAGCAGCUGCCACCGCCCCACUACAGGACCCUGGAGUUCCUACUGCGGCACCUGGCGCGAGUAGCCACACACAGCCCAGACACCAGCAUGCACGUCAAGAACCUGGCCAUCGUAUGGGCCCCCAACCUGCUCCGGUCGCUGGAGCUGGAGGCUGUGGGGCUGAGCGGGGCGGAGGCCUUCCACGAGGUGCGGGUCCAGUCCGUGGUGGUCGAGUUCCUGCUCAACCACGUCCAGGUGCUGUUCAGCGACAAAUUCACCUCCAUCGGCAAGGACAGCGCAGCCCCCCAGCCGGCGCCCCGGAAGCUGGCCUGGCCCCCCAAGACCGGCCGGCUGCUCACCCUGCCCGAAGCCCUGAGCAAGGCCCAGAGGGAGCCGGAGACGCAGCAAGACGGGGUGGGGGGUGCCCCGGAGGCGCAGGGGGACUGAGGGGGCAGGGGGGGUCAUCCACCCCCCCCCCCCGAUCAGAUUCAUGGACCCAUGCACACCCUCUAUCACGCCCCCUCCCUGCCGCUCACGGGCCCCUUUAGCCCGGUAUCCCACCCCAUCCCUGCCGUCCACGAGCCCCCGU
Messenger RNA from Terrapene triunguis (Three-toed box turtle), 2054 nucleotides. RefSeq names its product Rho GTPase activating protein 33 (gene ARHGAP33). Gene Ontology annotation, biological process: small GTPase-mediated signal transduction. NCBI's taxonomy places the organism in Eukaryota, Metazoa, Chordata, Testudines, Emydidae. The transcript is spliced from 17 exons. The record is from RefSeq and is a predicted model, not a curated record. Gene Ontology annotation, cellular component: fibrillar center; actin cytoskeleton; nucleoplasm. Bases 191 to 1912 code for a protein of 573 amino acids. Gene Ontology annotation, molecular function: GTPase activator activity; phosphatidylinositol binding; protein binding.